AUGGCUUUUUAUAGAGACCACGAGGAUGUGUGCCUCCGACGAAAGCAGCUUGCGCAAGGAGAAAAUCCCAAAUCUAUCAAGCGAAUCCUAAUAGACCGCCUACCUCUCCCACGGAAUAAUCCUCGCUUAUGUCUGGGGAAACUUGAACUGGAUGCAAUAACGGGAACUAUCGUUGAAGUCACCUAUAUGAUGAGGCGACCUUCGUCCUGUUUCGAAGGUGAUGUUCUGCAUCGGUCACGCAUCGAAGUGUCGCAAAUAAAAAGGAAAUGGAAGGUUGUCCUAAAAAAUGAGGAAGGAAUACAAGGUUGGGUCUUCAAUGAUCCUCGAUCGAGAUGGACGGUUGAUCCCAAUGACGUCGUGGUUGCCUUCAAAGUCAGUGGGAUUAGGUUUUCCAAUCAUGUGGGUCCCACUCAUUCCAACUACCGUCCGAUAGAGAGAGGCGUGCCGUCAACUGGGUUGACCUUUUGGGACUACCCCACGUGGAUCCAUUCUCUCAUCUCAUCCCUAACCGCCGUUAUGCUUAACGCCGUUCUCAAAUCCGUAUAA
Sphenostylis stenocarpa is the source of this 546-nucleotide messenger RNA. The record is from the annotation of a GenBank genome assembly. NCBI's taxonomy places the organism in Eukaryota, Viridiplantae, Streptophyta, Magnoliopsida, Fabales, Fabaceae.